Cantharellus anzutake is the source of this 1059-nucleotide messenger RNA. RefSeq lists its product as uncharacterized. The record is from RefSeq and is a predicted model, not a curated record. The transcript has 11 exons. NCBI's taxonomy places the organism in Eukaryota, Fungi, Basidiomycota, Agaricomycetes, Cantharellales, Hydnaceae. Bases 1 to 1059 code for a protein of 352 amino acids.
AUGCGUUGGGGUAUUCAGCGCUACCCGGAGAUCGCAAUGAUCGUGGUAGCAACUGGACUGGUAUAUGGUAAGGCUAUGCCGUUGUCACUGGUACAAGCGCGCUUCAGGGCGCUUCGCUCCAGGGAGAGGAAAACGGAAAGGAAAGAGGGAACCAUCUGCCGAGCUCUCCUUGCUUCUGGACGCCGCAGCACGACCCAUAAACAGCCACGUUUCGCAGCGAACCCGCUCUCCCCCGUGAUACGGCGACCGAACGCAGCCAGCCCACUGAGGCAACUAUGGUCCAACGCUGCGUUAUCGAUUCAGCCUGAUGAUGCCCGAUUGGGAAUCGGACUCCACCAAUUGAAUUCCAAGAACUCUCCAGUCACCCAAUUAAUGUGUUUCCAAACAACCAAGACUGGAAGGCUCUGCUUAGGCGCGCAACAUCCACGUUUCUUAGCCUCGCAUAGAACAAAGCUGGCAUCCUUCCCAUUCCCGCCCCCACGCCCACAAAUUCAAGCAUUGCAACAAGCGCUCAGUAUAAAUGAAGUGAAGACGUCUUACAACCUGAUCAACCAAUCCGGGGCGCAAUCGAACCAGACCGCCGACCCAGGCCAAGGACCCCCAUGGCCGUCUAAUGGCAAAACACCCAGGUCACCCGUCCAAGAAACGGUGUCAGCGCCCGGUGGCCGAAACGAGGAAGAUCCAGAAAAAUCCGAUCCUACACCUUCAACACUGCAAAUCGCUCGAAACUGGAAAAGAACUACGCCAUAUGCCGUGCGGGAACACGUAUCUGGUUUCGGAAUGCCAAAUGAGAGCGGUCUCUACGCCGCAGACGAGUGGUCAUUUGGCUCGCCAACCCGCCGAUAUAGCCGACUGGUAAACUCCAAGGCAUCGAGAUCCAUGGGCGCGCGAAAAGAGCACCUUGGGCGAGUUGCACAGCUGAGUGUGUUCUGCCAGCCUGAGGAAGCACUGCAGUAUGCAACAUCAGGCGAAAAUGAGAACAUGACGAGACCACUUGUUGUCAAGGAACAGUUCCAGGCGCGAAGUACACAAGCAAUGGGCAAUGGGCAAUGGGAAUGA